UGCUUGGAGGUUUCCAAUUCAUCCACAAGAAUUCCGUUUGGUAGCAAAGGAGUGAACUCCCCAAUCCUUCCUUCCGCAAUUAACCCACCACUGGCUGCGUGAUGGCUGCAUCCGAGAGCGAGGGGAGCUAGGUGCCUAACUACCAUUGAGGAUCUGAGCCUAGAGGGCCCAAGUGAGAUGGGAACUCAGUGAUGCUAGGUGCUUUACCAGGGCUCACCCCACUGGCGCCUCCUGCUGGUCAUCUUGGGGAUUAGCUCUGCAGGUCAGUACGCCUACUCCCAGUGGUGCCUCACUCAGUGUCCCUUCUGUUCCUGGACUCUCAUCACUCCAAGGACCGCGGUGUUCUCGUCACAACCCAGCCCUCUGAAUGUGUCAUGAUCUGCGCUCCCCCCUUCCAGGGGUGAGUGCUGCAGUCUAACUGUCCCACCACUUCCCCAGUGGGGACUACAGGCAAUUGUCCGGCCACUUCCCCAUGACCCCAGCACCCUCUUUGCCCUUGCCUCAGGGCUUCAGCCUGCAAAUCCCAGCAGCCAGCCAGGAGCUCUUCUCUGGUCCCUGCACUGCUCAGUCCAGGGUGCAGGCUUCCUUCUGCCUGCCAGAUACCCAGUCCUCCCUUCUUAAGCUCUAGGAAGUAACUGACCCUCUUCUGCCCUGCGGCUCUUCUUAUAUGGGCCUGCUGGGCCUUGAUUGGCUGUUCCUCACAGCCUCUCUCCUAUUGGCUGCUUCCUGAGCAGCCUCUCCUGGGCCCUAUUAACUCCUUGCAUGCCAGUGUGGGUAGACACCUAAUCACAGUGCUGUAGAAACACAUCAAUUCAUAGAUUCCAAGACCAGAAGAGAGAACUGUGAUCAUCUGGUCUGCCCAUGUACCACAUAACAAAGGCCAUGUGACUUCCCCACAAUAAUUCCUGUUCGAAUAUGGAAAGAUAUGGACUCAAUAGACCAGUUAGACAAAAAGUGCGGGGAGGGAAAGGAACCAUCAUCAUCCCCAUUUUACAGAUGGGGAAACUGAGGCACAGGGAGAUCGAGAGAUUUGCCCCAAGUCACACAAGGAGUUUGCAACACUGAGGCACCUAAUUUUCAUAUUAAUUAGUUAUUAUUGACUCACAAUCCAUUUAUAGCAUUUCUGUGAACGUGUUUCUCCAGAAUAACUGCACACAGCUGUCUUGCGUGUGCGUUUUUAUCUCUUCUGAUAGAUGCCUAGCAACUGUUGCUUGUUCGUUUGCGCUCACCAGCAACAGAAACUUGCAGCUGAUCAACUCUGUCCUUCCCAUGCAUUCCCAGGGAGAAGGCAGCAUUUCCUUGGGCUGCAUUUUCUCCUUCAGCAGCACACACUGUUCAGCCUUAGCUGGAACAACAGAGCUCUUCCCUGGCGGCUCUGGGGUUCUCAAAAAUUACGAUUUGCCUUCUGGCUGAUUAAGCAGAUCAACAGCGAAAACUACGAGGGGCUCCGCUGGGUAGACAGGGACCACACUCAGUUUCGCAUCCCCUGGAAACACACUUCCAGGAAGGAUAUCAACCCUAACGAUUACAAGAUUUUCAAGGCCUGGGCCAUAACCAGCGGAAAGUACAACGAAAAGCUGAAAGAUCUAGCCAAGUGGAAAACCAACUUCCGCUGUGCCAUGAGAAGCACAAACAUGUUCCUGAUGGUGCAGGAUAACUCAAAGACCUCUGAGGACCCUCACAAAGUGUAUCAAUACAUCAGCCCAAGCCCCGAUGCUGUGGCAGCUGCUAAUGCCCCGACUACUAAAAACAAUAACCUGCGUGCCAGUAAAGAGGACAUCAGCCCCCAUUCUGAAGAAGCCCCUCAUCUGCACCACCAUAUGCCACAGCAACUGCAGCCGCAGAUAGAAUUAGAUUUGGAGAUGUUGUCACUGGAAAACCCUCCCCAAGAGAUGGAUAGCGUGCAGAACGAAAGGCCAGACUACGACCCUGGCAGGAAUCCUCCCCAGGACUAUACCACCAAUAAUUCAGCCCCAAAUGUCUACCAGUGCAGCCCCAACACACUCCACUGGAUUCUGCAACAGUGCAACUUAACCCAGAAUGGCUGCAGCCCACAGCAGCUGCCGUGGGCUCUGGAUGGAGGUUUAGAUCACAGUUCAGGCUAUCCAAACCAACAUAUUGGCCAAAAUAGCUACCCACAGCAGGGGAGCGAGAUGGCAAAUGGACCAGUGGAGGACUAUCACCAAUCAGUUGGCCAGUGGGUGACCCAAACUAUGGCAGAGACUCAAACCAUGCAAAAUGCUUAUGGCCCUUCUGCUGCCUCACUUCUACAGCAGCCCCUCCCAUCCAGCACAGUUCCUGGCACGAGUCAGCUUCUUAAUAACGCAGCGGAAGUCCUGUUUGAGGGGAGACCUCACCUCAAUAACCAUGCGGGUGUUCAAAGCACUUUCCUGAGUGAAGCGCCUGCAGGAAACGCAGUGAUCUAUCCAACACUGAAUGGCCUGGAAGAGAACAGUUAUCACCAGCUGGCAAAUCAGUGGGCAGCCCCAGCAGUGGUGGAGCAGAACGGGUUCACCCAGCCUGCUGCCCCUCUCCCAGAGCAGCAUCCUCCUCCCCACACAGCACCAUCGCGGAACAAUACAGAAACCAUUCCUCCCAAUAUGGACGUCACCAUCUAUUACCGAGGGAAGCCACUCCACGAGGUGCAGGUGGCCACCAGCAGCUUCCUGUUCACGUACAAUAAUGAAGACACCACCGUUGUCCCGGGCUGCACGCAGGUGGUGCAAUUCCCAAGCCCAGAUGAGCUGCCUGACCAGAAACAGGUUCAGUUCACUAGGCAGCUGCUCCUGAACACAGGGCUGCUGCUGGAGCAGAAGCACAAGAAGAUCUAUGCCAAGCGCCUGAAUAAAUGCAAGGUCUUCUGGGCCCUCUCCAGGCAACUGGUGAACAUGGCUCAGAAUCCUGAGCCCAAGCUGCUGCCACGUGGCACAGAGACGGAGAUCUUCGACUAUGAGGUGUUCUCAAAGGAGCUGAAGGAUUUUAAGGAACAUCAAAGGGCUGCAUCUCCCGACUUCACCAUCUACCUUUGCUUUGGGCAGUGCUUCUCCAAAUCCAAGCCCAAGGAGACCAUGUUAAUCCUGGUGAAGCUGGUGCCUAAGUUCUGUGAGUAUUUCCACGACAUGGUGCUGCGGGAGGGAGCCUCGUCCCUGAACAGCGGGAACGUGAGCCUCCAGCUGUCCAGCUGCUUCAACAGCUUGUAUGACCUCAUUGAGCAGUUCAACAUGCAGAUUGACUGAACCUUCUCCCCUCCCUAGGACCCGAUCUGCAUGUGCAUUGGCCAGUCCUUGCCUAGGUCUCUGCCUGACUGGCCUGCCUUUGAAAACACUUCUGCCUUUCCCUCACCCACUUGCAUCAGUUUGCUCCCAUCAGAAAACAUGCGGGUGAGAUGAUGGGUGGCCUUGUGGCUUAGCCACAUCACUGGGACUCAGUAAAGCUGGGUUCAAUCUCUGCUGUGCCACUGGCCUUCUUAGUGACCUUGGGCAAGUCACUGCAUCUGGGCCUCACUUUCCCCAUCUGUAAAAUGGGAAUAAUUCCUUACCUCACAGGGUUGUUGUGAGGAGAAAUGCAUGUGAAGUGCUCAGAUAUUAUGGCAAUAGCUCAGCCUUCCCCACUCUGGGCCACCAAUUGAAAAUAGAGAUUUUUUUUCCCCCAGCUGAAACAAACAGACUACCAGACACUGUGCUCUGAAGGUAGAAGCAAGAGAAUCUUCCUCUCUAUUUCAGGAUGUCAGCAAGAAAGUCAGGGCGUGGGGGAAGAGGAGGCAGGGAGGGGAAUACUCUUCUACAGCACUGCCAUGUAAUGAUCUUGUGGAGCUGGCUGGAUUUUAAGCUGGGUGAGGGUUUUUUUUUUUUUAAGAAAUGGGGAUGUUGACGCGGGGGAGGGGAGGAAUCCUUACCACCUGUUGCUGAAGUGAGCGAAGCAGGAACUCCUGGGGUGGAUUGUACAAUAGCCCUGGCCAGCUCUCCUGGGAUCACAGGGUUAGUACAAGGUGAGCUAAUCCGUGGGACAGAGGCUAAGGCCCAGCUCCUAACGUCCACUGAUUUGAAUGGAAGUUCAGAGCCUAAAUACUUGGGGAGCUGGGCUUUAAUCAGUUGAUCAACCAUUAUGGAAAAAUCUCCACCCAGGGCUAGGAACAGGGGAGGGGCCCCUAUAGAAGAGACAGACUCCACGUUCUCCCCAGGCUCUGUCCCUUUCAAGCGCUCGCCUGUCAGAGGUCUGUGAAAUGGAAGCACCCAUGGUCACAUCGAUCUGCGAGUGACUGCAGCUGUGUGCAAGGAGUGUACAGAAGGCUGAAGUAAGCAAGCUCUAGGAGGGCUGCUUUAAACAGCUGGCCCAUGCCUCAAGCCCUCCCCUUACCACAAUGCGAGGAGAGGGGAAAGAAGGAGAAUGAGUAACACCCUGAACAGUGUAGCAGAGGGGAGGCCCGGAAGCCACCACAGAGGCUGGUCCUGCUCCCAAUGGAAUUUUGCCAUUGACUUUCCUGGGAGCAGGAUCAGUCCUAUUCCAAAGUAGCUUGCGCCCCCAAAUGUGGCUGGCUAAUAAAUUAAAGUUUAUAGCUCAACCCUGUAUUUUAACCUCUCCACACUCUGCCUGAGGUCAGUCUGCAGGCCCAGCUGUGCUCAGGCCUUGUGCAUGUUGUAUGAGCCCAUGUGCCCUACAACUCCUUGUCAUCCUUGAGCACGGAGCUGCAUCUGCCCGAACCAAGUCACACCGACAACACCCCACAUCAUUCUUUGCCAGCUUCUUGCCCCAUAAAGCACAUUCACACAAGAGAAAUGCACUCCAUGUUGAUGUAGGAUAAUCCACCAUACCGCCUCCCUAUCCCUUUUUCUGUCCCGCUUCCCUCGGACACCACAGCACGCACGUGCUGGCUUGCAGUCAUCUGAUGAGCACACAGCAUAUAUAGGCACAGAUCCAUAAAGCUGGCACUUUCCUAACCAUACAUGCUCAGGGUAACCAGUUGUUUUAAUGGGCAUAGGCCAGCAAUUCUUAAACUAUGGUUCACGCUUUAUUUUUUUAACUGCAGCGUAGCCAAAAUCUCAAUUCAUUAAUUGCCUUUCAAACAGCUGCACAGGCACUAAGUACCGCCGGUGCUUUCCCCAUGUUAACAAUUGCGCUAGUUGCCACCAUGAUGUUGUGCAAUCAGAGCAACGAAGCUUGUGCAGCGGGAUGGGUCAUAAGACAUUAGGUCAUGACCAACACUGGAUCAGUAUGGGAAAGCCUACUGCUGUAGGCUACUGUUACGCAAGCAGUUUGGACUCUGACAGGAGACCUGUAUGAAACUGACAUCACACACUGGGCAUUAUUUUUUCCUCCAAAAGCAACUACAGAUGUUAGCUUUAGGACCCUUCCAUGUCUUAGCUUAGCUGUGUUAUUGCUAAGACACCUGAGUAUCACCAUGGUAUCUGAGCACUGAGCAUCUGUGGAAAGCAGCAAGAGGGAGAUGAUGAGUGUAUCUUCCUCUUUUUGCCACCCCACAAUUCUGAGCUGUCUAUAUUUAUUGUGUUAACGCGGUUCUGGGUAGUUUCAAUUAUAUUAAUUUUAAAUUUCUUGCAUUCCAUGAGCUUAGUAACUGAGGGUGAGUGAGGCAGUAAAUGAGUGCCAAUUCGCUUGGUCAUUGCAAUGUGUGCGUGUAUUACACACACACACGAAGGUUGGCAUCCACACCAGCAGCUCUGAUUGCUUCCUCCUUGUCCUUUAAAGGCUGCUUAGAUCUUUAUACAUGUCAUCCUGACUGAGCUGUGAGGAACAAAAAUGCAAGUGUCUCAAGGACUGACGGCUAAAAGUUUGAUUUAAAUAGAAAAAUGAAUAGACUCCAAGAAGUCUCAUCCUCUGCCCUUCCUUUGACCAGCCUAGGGCAUUUUAAGAAAAAGGGGUGGGGGGUAGAAAUCAGGGAAGCAGGUCUUCCCAAACCUAUGCACUGAUGGAGCCCAACAUGCCUUACAAAGGGUGAGUGAAAUCCUGGCCCUGCUGAAUCAAUGGGCGUCCUGCCAUUGACAUCAGAGGGGCCUGGAUUUCACCUGGUGUGUCUGGCAGAAUGUUAAGCACUAAUAUUAAAGUAUAAUUUAUAGAACAC
Messenger RNA from Chrysemys picta bellii (western painted turtle), 6076 nucleotides. The record is from RefSeq and is a predicted model, not a curated record. Lineage: Eukaryota; Metazoa; Chordata; Testudines; Emydidae.